AUGGGCCUUCUCAAUCGUAGAUCAAAUGAACACGCCAGGACUGGCACCACUGGCACACAUCAUCCCGCCCGCGACGGUAUCAUCGCCGGUGGCGUGGCUCAUCACGAAGCCAACAACCAUCCUACCCGAGACGCCGCUCUUGCUGGUGGCGCGGUAGGAGACGGUCAGCACCUGCGUAACAAGCACCAAACUGCCGCCACCGGUACCGAAAAUCCUUACGAGCACGGCAAUGCGAACGUUGGAGCUGGAUACGGAGGUAUUCACAAGAAUCGAGAGAUCAACGGUACUACGCCCAUGGGUUCUGGAACCACUGGGACCGCUCGAGCUACUGGAGCUGCAGCAACGACUGGCGUUGGACCUUCAGGAGCCCACACCGGCCCUGCUCCUCUGGGUCCGAACGCACCCACCAACCCGGCGUCCACCACGAGAGCACCCGCAGAAGGGACCGCCGGUGGUCAGUCAGCGACGGCACCCACCCUUCGACAAGCUGCCAAGCUCAAACGCAAGGGCAAGCUCGAGUCCACUCUGUCGCACCUCACUUGCUCUUCCAACAUGCGUCACAAGGCCAACACUCAUCUCGCCCAAGCGGAUCACUUGAGGAUGCAGGCGAGCGAGCUUGGAGAAGCUGAGAGACUCGAGACGGAAGCGGGAAUGAGGCGUCAGAGGGCUGUCGGUCUCGGUGCUGAUACGGAACAUGCGACGGGAACCACUGGCUUUGGACAUCACGGCGCCGGUGCCGGUAUGGGAGCCAACAGGACGACGGCUGUGGCCUAG
This is a messenger RNA of Tremella mesenterica DSM 1558, 774 nucleotides long. RefSeq lists its product as uncharacterized. The coding region runs from base 1 to 774 and encodes 257 amino acids. The record is from RefSeq and is a predicted model, not a curated record. NCBI's taxonomy places the organism in Eukaryota, Fungi, Basidiomycota, Tremellomycetes, Tremellales, Tremellaceae. The transcript is spliced from 4 exons.